Messenger RNA from Penicilliopsis zonata CBS 506.65, 1170 nucleotides. RefSeq lists its product as hypothetical. Gene Ontology annotation, biological process: L-threonine biosynthetic process. Gene Ontology annotation, molecular function: aspartate-semialdehyde dehydrogenase (NADP+) activity; NAD binding; protein dimerization activity. NCBI's taxonomy places the organism in Eukaryota, Fungi, Ascomycota, Eurotiomycetes, Eurotiales, Aspergillaceae. The coding region runs from base 1 to 1170 and encodes 389 amino acids. The record is from RefSeq and is a predicted model, not a curated record. The transcript is spliced from 2 exons.
AUGGCUACGCAAUAUCCCAAGAAGAAGUGCGGUGUCCUUGGUGCCACUGGCUCCGUGGGCCAGAGGUUUAUUCUGCUCCUUGCGGACCACCCUUUCCUCGAGCUUCAAGCCGUGGGUGCCUCGGAGCGCUCUGCGGGCAAGCGCUACAAGGAUGCCGUCAGAUGGAAGCAGAUGACUCCCAUGUCUGAGAGACUGAGCCAGCUUGUACUACGUGACUGCAAAGCAGAGCAGUUCCAGGACUGUGACAUUGUUUUCUCCGGGCUGAACAGCGAUGUCGCAGGUGAUGUCGGUAUGGAAACCAACCCAAUAGCUUUUGACCAUUGCUCCAGAAAACAGUGGCUGAUACAAGUUCACUUUUUAGAGAUGGAGUUCAUCAAGGCCGAAAUCCCUGUCUUCUCAAACGCCAAGAACUAUCGCAAGCACCCUCUUGUCCCCCUGGUGGUGCCGACCGUGAACCCCAGCCACCUCGAUCUGAUCCCUCACCAGAGGAAAGAGUUUGGUCUGAAGAAGGGCUUCUUGGUCUGCAACUCGAACUGCGCCGUCAUCGGAAUUGUCAUUCCCUUUGCCGCUCUGCAAGCAAAGUUCGGUCCCGUUGAGGAAGUUGAGGUGUUCACCGAGCAGGCCAUUUCGGGAGCUGGCUAUCCAGGCGUGCCCAGCAUGGAUAUCGUGGAUAAUGUUAUCCCCUACAUCAGCGGUGAAGAGGACAAGUUGGAGAAUGAGGCUCAGAAGAUCUUGGGCUCGCUCAACGCAGGCGCCUCUGCCUUCGAUGAGCAAAAGGGCCUCACUAUCGGCGCUACCUGCACUCGUGUCGGCGUCACCGAUGGCCACAUGGCCUUCGUGUCCCUGCGUUUCAAGAACCGCUCGGCAGUCCCCAGCGCCGAGGAGGUUGCCCAGGCCAUGCGGGAAUACCAAUCCGAGGCUCAGAAGCUCGGUGCUCCUUCCGCUCCUAAGGAAGCGAUCUUCGUGUUUGACGAGCCUGAUCGUCCGCAGCCCAGACUCGACCGGAACAUCAACAACGGGUACACCGUUAGCGUCGGCCGCGUCCGCGAGGGGCAGAAGGGCGGCUACUUCGACAUCAGAUUCGCUGCGCUUUCCCAUAACACAGUGCUCGGCGCCGCUGGGUCUUCUAUCCUGAAUGCCGAGGUCGCUGUCAUCAAGGGUUACGUGUAG